This is a messenger RNA of Danaus plexippus (monarch butterfly), 960 nucleotides long. RefSeq names its product large ribosomal subunit protein bL9m (gene mRpL9). Gene Ontology annotation, biological process: translation. Gene Ontology annotation, molecular function: structural constituent of ribosome. Gene Ontology annotation, cellular component: ribosome; mitochondrion. NCBI's taxonomy places the organism in Eukaryota, Metazoa, Arthropoda, Insecta, Lepidoptera, Nymphalidae. Bases 129 to 899 code for a protein of 256 amino acids. The transcript is spliced from 5 exons. The record is from RefSeq and is a predicted model, not a curated record.
UUGUCUUACUAUAAUAUAACCCCAAAAAUUUAUGUUAAACCUAACUUAUUUAUAUAUUAUAAAUAACGUUAUCUAAUUUAACCCUUUUUAUGUAUAAGGUUUAUAUAUAAAAGAAUAUCAGAUAAUAUAUGUUAAAAAUGUUCGGUAUCCGUACAGCAUUAUCUAAAACUAUUGCUAAUGGUCCAAAUUUAUUACAUCAACAAACAAGGAAUACAUUUAUUUUGAAGAGAAGAUGGCCUCCACCACUGCAUAAGCAAGGAGGGAAGCCCGCCAAAUUAAAAGCAAGACAUUUUAUUUAUGAUUUAGUUGAGGACACUUGUGUAUCUAAAAAACAGGAUGUCCAAAUCAUCUUAAACCAAUUUGUUGAAGGUGUUGGUAAUACUGGUGAUCUACUCACCCUUCGUCCCACUAUUGCCUACAGAGACUUUCUUAUGCCUGGCUUAGCUGUAUAUGCCAGUCCAGAAAACAUUUCAAAGUUCAAAGUUGAAGAAAAUAAACCCAAAGUGGAAGCAGAAUUCAGUUCACCGUAUGCUCAGAGGACUGUGGGAUGUUUGUCGAGAUUAGUGUUGCAAAUCACAAUGAGUAAAACAAAUCCAUGGACUCUAGAGCCCUGGCAUGUUAAGACAUCAUUUAGAAAGGCAGGAUUUGUUGUUCCGGAACAUGCAAUAACAAUGCCGCCAGUAAAAAUAUCUGGUCCCGAUCUAGAAUUGCAGGAAAAAGAAUUUUAUGUUACCGUUAAAGUCAAUAAUAAGGAACAGGUUAAUGUAAGAUGCAGAAUACAUCAUUGGGCUACAGGACUAGAAAGACUAGCAUGGCAAAAAGAACAUUGGAAGAAACCCAUGCAAGCUCUUAUCCCAGAACAGGCGGCCAUUUUGGAAAGUAUGCCCUUACCACAAUAGAUACUAGACACAGGAAGCUAUUGUAGUUGUUUGUCAGUAAUAAAGUAAAUAAAAAAACCUU